Molecule: messenger RNA, 493 nt
Organism: Ceratitis capitata (Mediterranean fruit fly)
Lineage: Eukaryota; Metazoa; Arthropoda; Insecta; Diptera; Tephritidae
Product: larval cuticle protein 8-like
Exons: 1
Coding region: 124-450 (108 amino acids)
Cellular component (GO): chitin-based extracellular matrix
Molecular function (GO): structural constituent of chitin-based larval cuticle
Source: RefSeq, a predicted model, not a curated record
UAUAAAUAAGCUUCAUUUGCAUAAAUUUGACAGUCAAAAGGCAGCUGCAGUUCUGCCAAUCAAUAGUGUCUAAAUUUUCCAAAAUAAAUUUCUUGCUACUUUCGAAUAAGUAAACUCCACAAAAUGAAAUUCGUUAUCACUUUCGUACUUUUCGCACUUUUCGUUGCGCACACCUUCGCCGCACCGCCUGCGCCUGCUGAACAUCAUGUGGAAAUCGUGCGCCAAGAUGCCGAUAUUGCACCCGAAAGUUAUAAAUACGGUUUCGAGACAAGCGAUGGCACACAACAUGAUGAGCAGGGUCAGCUUAAGAAUGUGGGCACCGACGAUGAGGCGAUUGCUGUGAAGGGCUCCUACAAAUAUGUCGGUGAUGAUGGUGUUACCUAUCAAGUGAGCUACACUGCUGAUGAGCAUGGUUUCCAGCCGGAGGGUGAGCAUUUGCCAAAGGCUUAGAGAAAGCCGCAAAGUGCUAGGUUGAGGGUAGUUAAAAGAGCAA